CACUGCACUCAACCGAAUGAUUAUAUAAAAGAGAAUGAAGAGCUUGGAAUGGAUAAACUUCACACGUUUUGAGAGAUAAAGAAAUGGAUAUCUCUCCAGUUCUAAGGAUCAUGGCUUUUGUGCUUCUCCUGAUUUCAUUAAUUGUAAUGGUAGCAGACAAGACAAGAUCUAAUGUAUUGUUCUCAUUCAGUGACAACAGCAAUGGCCUAAAAUACAGUUUCAGUACCUUUGAGGCCUUCAGAUUUGUUGUAGCUGCCAACGUGAUAGGGUUUCUAUAUUCCUUCAUAAGGAUUAUUCUAGGGUUUUGUCCUACCAUUGGAUCAAUCCUUUUAUACGUCAGCUUUAUCCUCGAUCAGAUUAUGGCCUAUAUGCUUUUGUCUAGUUCAUCGGCAGGAAUUGCAUACAUAAUGUUUAUAAGAGAUUCCUUUGAAGGUCAAGAAGCAUAUGGUGCAGGUGAGAAAAAGUUUGUGAGGUAUGCAGCAGCUUCUGUGAGUAUGGAGUUUCUAGGGUUUCUUGUUAUGGCAGCCUCUGCAGUAAUUUCAACGCACAACCUCCUUCGUUACUUACGUUCCCCAAAAUGCUGUUCUGUGCCUUGUCAUAAAAUUCCUGCUGACAAUACUGAUUCUAGACAGCAAGAUGCUGCUUCUGUGUGUUUGGAUUUGGUUUUAGAUUCAUAAGAACCAAAUUCAUUGUGUUAUGACUUUAAAUCAUAAGAUCUUUUAUGUACAAGAAAUAUGAAACCAUUAUUUACGGUAUUUGUGGUUGCGAAUCAGAUGUCAGCUGGAUCUUCUAAGGAAGCUUAGUGUGGAAGAAAUUUAUGUAAAUGUAUUCAACUUCUGUUUCUAAAUGUCUCCUAAAGGAAGCUUAGUGUGGAAGAAAUUUAUGUAAAUGUACUCAACUUCUGUUUCUAAAUUUUUUAUAGGAAGCUUAGUGGGGAAGAAAUUUAUGUAAAUGUACUCGACUUCUCUUUCUAAAUUUUUUAUAGUAUUCAAUAUCUUUAAUAGUACAGUUCGGGUCAAAUUAAUGGUCAA
This is a messenger RNA of Cryptomeria japonica (Japanese cedar), 1031 nucleotides long. Its product is annotated as CASP-like protein 4A2. The record is from RefSeq and is a predicted model, not a curated record. Bases 84 to 677 code for a protein of 197 amino acids. The transcript has 3 exons. Lineage: Eukaryota; Viridiplantae; Streptophyta; Pinopsida; Cupressales; Cupressaceae.